Mastomys coucha (southern multimammate mouse) is the source of this 1340-nucleotide messenger RNA. It is a transcript of the gene Prr27, whose product is annotated as proline rich 27. The transcript has 6 exons. The coding region runs from base 214 to 1257 and encodes 347 amino acids. Gene Ontology annotation, cellular component: extracellular exosome. NCBI's taxonomy places the organism in Eukaryota, Metazoa, Chordata, Mammalia, Rodentia, Muridae. The record is from RefSeq and is a predicted model, not a curated record.
UGCUACAUUCUGUCUGUUGCCUUCUCUGGUGACCUCACUUCUCCCAGACAUUAUCCUUCAUAACUUAAAAUAUUAUCCUCAUACUUAAUACAAUUCUUUUGCCUUUCUACGCUGAAGCAACUCUCCCUGGACAAUAUCUGGCCACUUAAGACUCUGAAAUGAAUGUUGACUUCUGUUCCGUUCUAAGCCUCUGAGUCUCAAAGCUUCAUCAAAAUGAGGUUACUUCUUUGGGCCUGCAUCACAUGUGUUGCUUUUGCAAAGAGGAGACGUUAUCCCUUCAUUCAUAAGAAAUCGCCCUCAUCCACUGAAGAGGAUUACUUUGGAAAUCGCUACCCACUUAAUCCAUCUCUGAAUAUCCCGUUUGGUGUAUGGCAUGAUAACUUGCCACCUCUUCUUUUGCCUCCUCUUAACACUCAAGAAGGAAAUGUCAUCACCAAAUUCCCUGGAAGUUCCGGGCUUGAAAGAGGGCUACCUCUACAUCCUUGGAUUGUCACUCCUUCUAAACUUCGCUAUGUAUACCAAAGUCUUAACUACCCCUCUGAAGUUCCUCCACUCAUGAGUCCUGCAAUUUUUCCUCAUCCUCCUCCCCGACCUUUUCCUCCCAGGCCAUAUCCCUUCAUCAUACCGCCAAAGGUUUCUGUCGCCUCAGCUGUUGGACCUGAACCUGUAGCAGAUUCUGCUGUGCCUCCUGAGGGCGAGGGUCUGGUACCUGAGUUCCCUGUAGACAAAACUAUUUCAGGUCUGCCUCCGGCAGUCAAACUUGAAACACCCAUGCCACCCUCUGAACCCAAAUCUCUUCUUGCACCUGAGCCUGCUCCAGCCCAGUUUGGUGCACCUGAGCCUGCCCCAGUUCAGUUUGGUGCACCUGAGCCUGCUCCUAAGUUAGAGGCGGCUGUGUCUUCUGCAGUCCGCCCUGUGGCACUUGAACCCACUCUACCUAUGUCCGUGGGAUUACCGUCACUACUAGCUGAAUCCCCUGCAGGACUGUCUCCUGAAAACAAACCUACUUCAGGUGAGCCUGCUGUAGCAGAGGCUCUGCCGGUUUUGCCUGCUACAGGCCUCUCUGCUGAAGCCAAGCAGCCUGCAGUAGAAUCUGCUGCAGGCCGACCUCCUCCAGCUGAAUUUAUGGCGAGCCAGUCUGAUGUGGAAAAACUUAUUACAGCUGAGCCUACUGAAGCAAAACUGGAAGGACCUGAGCCUGUUGAGGCUAGAUCUGCUAGCCAAGAACCACAGCCGUUUUUUACCAGAUGCCGAUGAACAAACCAAAAGAAAUCUAAAUGUUCUUUCCUUUCUCAACAAAUAGUUUACUAUGUUUUAUUAAAACUAUCAGUCUGACCAUA